AUGUCGGCAUCUGAAGGCAGAAAAGAUACCACUCCAGAGUCAGGCCCAGUCAACAGGGUAAACCCUGGUCCCAAGUGGGGGCUGUGCUCAGGACCUCCAGCAUCAGGGUGUGAACUCAGUGUAGCAUCGGAUUCGGGGACCCCUAGGCGAAGGACUCAGCACAGUAAGCACAAGACGAUGACAGUGACCAGCACCCAACGGUCGCCCCGGGCCCUCUUCUGCUUCACCCUGGCCAACCCCCUGCGGCGCUGGUGCAUCAGCAUCGUGGAGUGGAAACCCUUUGACAUCCUCAUCCUUCUGACCAUCUUUGCCAACUGUGUGGCCCUGGGGGUCUACAUCCCUUUCCCAGAGGACGACUCAAACACAGCCAACCACAACCUGGAGCAAGUGGAGUAUGUGUUCCUGGUGAUUUUCACUGUGGAGACGGUGCUCAAGAUUGUGGCCUACGGCUUGGUGCUCCAUCCCCGCGCCUACAUCCGCAACGGCUGGAACCUACUCGACUUCAUCAUCGUCGUGGUUGGACUGUUCAGCGUGCUACUGGAGCAGGGGCCCGGACGAGCUGGGGACGCCCCACAUACCGGGGGGAAACCAGGUGGCUUCGAUGUGAAGGCACUGAGAGCGUUUCGCGUGCUGAGGCCACUGAGGCUGGUGUCUGGGGUCCCGAGCCUGCACAUAGUGCUCAAUUCCAUCAUGAAGGCGCUGGUGCCGCUGCUGCACAUCGCACUGCUGGUGCUCUUCGUCAUUAUCAUUUAUGCCAUCAUCGGGCUCGAGCUGUUCCUCGGGCGCAUGCACAAGACCUGCUACUUCCUGGGAUCUGACUUGGAAGCAGAGGAGGACCCCUCACCCUGCACUUCUUCGGGCUCAGGGCGUGUAUGCACGCUGAACCAGACUGAAUGCCGUGGUCGCUGGGCAGGACCCAACGGUGGCAUCACCAACUUCGACAACUUCUUCUUCGCCAUGCUGACAGUCUUCCAGUGUGUCACAAUGGAAGGCUGGACCGAUGUGCUCUACUGGAUGCAGGAUGCCAUGGGGUAUGAGCUGCCCUGGUUGUAUUUUGUGAGUCUUGUCAUCUUUGGGUCCUUCUUCGUCCUCAACCUUGUACUUGGCGUCCUGAGUGGGGAGUUCUCCAAAGAGAGGGAGAAAGCAAAAGCACGAGGAGACUUCCAGAAGCUUCGGGAGAAGCAGCAGAUGGAGGAGGACCUUCGGGGCUACCUAGACUGGAUCACACAGGCAGAGGAACUGGACGGCGAGGGCCCCUCAGCUGCUGGCAACUAUGGUUCUGUGGUUGAGGAGGGCUGGGCUGGCCCUCGGCCACAACUGGCAGAGCUGACCAACAGGAGGCGUGCACGUCUGCACUGGUUCAGCCACUCGACCCGCUCCACACACUCCACCAGCAGCCAUGCCAGCCUCCCAGCCAGUGAUGCCGGUUCAAUGGCAGAGACCCCAGGGGAUGAGGAAGAAGAGGGGGCUCUGGCCAGCUGUACACGCUGCCUAAACAAGAUCAUGAGAACCAGGGUCUGCCGCAGCCUCCGCAGAACCAACCGGGGCCUUCGCUCAUACUGCCGAAGGGCUGUGAAGUCCAAUGCCUGCUACUGGGCCGUGCUGCUGCUCGUCUUCCUCAACACACUGACCAUUGCCUCCGAGCACCACGGACAGCCAGUGUGGCUCACCCAGAUCCAGGAGUAUGCCAACAAAGUGUUGCUCUGUCUGUUCACGGUGGAGAUGCUUCUCAAGCUGUAUGGUCUGGGACCCUCUGCCUAUGUCUCCUCCUUCUUCAACCGCUUCGACUGCUUUGUGGUCUGUGGGGGCAUUCUGGAGACCACCCUGGUGGAAGUGGGUGCCAUGCAGCCCCUGGGCAUCUCGGUGCUUCGAUGUGUGCGCCUCCUCAGGAUCUUUAAGGUCACAAGGCACUGGGCAUCUCUGAGCAAUUUGGUGGCCUCACUGCUCAAUUCAAUGAAAUCCAUUGCAUCCCUGCUGCUUCUCCUCUUCCUUUUUAUCAUCAUCUUCUCCCUGCUUGGCAUGCAGCUGUUUGGGGGCAAGUUCAACUUUGACCAGACCCACACCAAGCGAAGCACUUUUGACACCUUCCCCCAGGCACUUCUUACUGUCUUUCAGAUCCUGACGGGCGAGGACUGGAAUGUCGUCAUGUAUGAUGGUAUCAUGGCCUACGGUGGCCCCUUCUUCCCAGGGAUGCUGGUGUGUGUCUAUUUCAUCAUCCUCUUCAUCUGCGGCAACUACAUCCUGUUGAAUGUGUUUCUCGCCAUUGCUGUGGACAACCUGGCCAGCGGAGACACAGGCACUGGCAAGGAAAAGGGCAGGGAGAAGAGCACUGAGGGGAAACUCCCACAGGAGAAUGGAGUAUUGGUGCCUGGUGGGGAGAACGAGGAAGAAGAGGGUGCAAAGGAUGACGGAGAAGUCAUGGAUGAAAGAGAGGAAGAGGAGGAGGAAGAGGAAGGGGGCACAGGGCCUGUGGAACUUCUGCAAGAAGUUGUGCCAAAGGAGAAGGUGGUACCCAUCCCUGAAGGCAGUGCCUUCUUCUGCCUCAGCCAAACCAACCCGCUGAGGAAGGCCUGCCACACCCUCAUCCACCAUCACAUCUUCACCAAUCUUAUCCUGGUGUUCAUCAUCCUCAGCAGCAUGUCACUGGCCGCCGAAGACCCCAUUCGGGCCCACUCCUUCCGAAACCAUAUUUUGGGGUACUUUGAUUAUGCCUUCACCUCCAUUUUCACUGUGGAGAUUCUACUAAAGAUGAUGGUGUUUGGGGCAUUCCUGCACCAAGGCUCCUUCUGCCGUAGCUGGUUCAAUUUGUUGGAUCUGCUGGUGGUCAGUGUGUCCCUCAUCUCCUUUGGCAUCCACUCCAGUGCCAUCUCGGUGGUGAAGAUUCUUCGAGUACUACGAGUAUUGAGGCCCCUCCGAGCCAUCAACAGGGCCAAAGGACUUAAGCACGUGGUGCAGUGUGUGUUCGUGGCCAUCCGGACCAUCGGGAAUAUCAUGAUUGUGACCACACUCCUGCAGUUCAUGUUCGCCUGCAUUGGUGUGCAGCUCUUCAAGGGGAAAUUCUACAGCUGCACUGAUGAGGCCAAACACACCCCCCAAGAAUGCAAGGGCUCCUUCCUGGUCUACCCCGAUGGAGAUGUGUCACGGCCCCUGGUCCGAGAGCGUCUGUGGGUCAACAGUGACUUCAACUUUGACAACGUCCUUUCAGCCAUGAUGGCCUUAUUCACCGUCUCCACCUUUGAAGGCUGGCCUGCGCUUCUAUACAAGGCCAUAGAUGCACACGCAGAGGACAAGGGCCCCAUCUAUAAUUACCAUGUGGAGAUUUCAGUGUUCUUUAUUGUCUACAUCAUCAUCAUCGCGUUUUUCAUGAUGAACAUCUUUGUGGGCUUCGUCAUCAUCACCUUCCGUGCCCAGGGUGAACAGGAAUACCAGAACUGUGAGCUGGACAAGAACCAGCGCCAGUGUGUGGAGUACGCGCUCCAGGCCCAGCCGCUCCGCCGCUACAUCCCCAAGAAUCCACAUCAGUAUCGCGUGUGGGCCACUGUGAACUCUACUGCCUUUGAAUAUCUCAUGUUCCUGCUCAUCCUGCUCAACACAGUUGCUCUAGCCAUGCAGCACUAUGAACAGACGCCUCCUUUCAACUACACCAUGGAUAUCCUCAACAUGGUCUUCACUGGCCUCUUCACUGUUGAGAUGGUGCUCAAAAUCAUCGCCUUCAAACCCAAGCAUUACUUUACUGAUGCCUGGAACACAUUCGAUGCUCUUAUUGUGGUGGGCAGCGUGGUGGACAUUGCUGUCACUGAAGUCAAUAAUGGUGGCCACCUUGGCGAGAGCUCUGAAGACAGUUCCCGCAUUUCGAUCACCUUCUUUCGCCUCUUCCGAGUCAUGCGACUGGUCAAGCUCCUCAGUAAGGAUGAAGGGAUCCGCACAUUGCUCUGGACAUUCAUAAAGUCUUUCCAGGCCUUGCCCUAUGUGGCUCUUCUCAUUGCAAUGAUAUUCUUCAUUUAUGCAGUCAUUGGGAUGCAGAUGUUUGGCAAGGUGGCUCUUCAGGAUGGCACACAGAUCAACAGAAACAACAACUUCCAGACCUUUCCACAGGCUGUCCUUCUGUUGUUCAGGUGUGCCACUGGUGAGGCCUGGCAGGAGAUAAUGCUUGCCAGUCUUCCCGGAAAUCGAUGCGACCCUGAGUCUGAUGUCAACCCUGGUGAGGAGUUUACCUGUGGCAGCAAUUUUGCUAUCGCCUACUUUAUCAGCUUCUUCAUGCUUUGUGCCUUCCUGAUUAUAAAUCUCUUUGUGGCUGUGAUCAUGGACAACUUUGAUUACCUAACCAGAGAUUGGUCGAUACUGGGACCCCACCACCUCGAUGAAUUCAAGAGGAUCUGGUCUGAAUAUGACCCUGGAGCCACGGGCCGCAUUAAGCACCUGGACGUGGUUGCCCUGCUGAGACGCAUCCAACCUCCCCUGGGAUUUGGGAAGCUGUGCCCACACCGAGUGGCCUGCAAGAGACUCGUGGCAAUGAACAUGCCCCUCAACCCAGAUGGGACCGUGACAUUCAAUGCCACCCUCUUUGCCCUGGUUCGGACAUCCCUAAAGAUCAAGACAGAAGGGAACCUGGAGCAAGCCAAUCAGGAGCUGCGGAUUGUCAUCAAAAAGAUCUGGAAGCGGAUGAAGCCCAAGCUGCUAGAUGAAGUCAUCCCCCCUGCAGACGAGGAAGAGGUCACUGUGGGCAAAUUCUAUGCCACAUUUCUGAUCCAGGACUAUUUCUGCAAAUUCCGUAGGAGGAAAGAAAAGGGACUACUACGGACUGAAGCCCCCCCAAGCACUUCCUCUGCCCUUCAGGCUGGUCUGAGGAGCUUACAAGUCUUGGGCCCAGAGAUCCGGCAGGCCCUCACCUGUGACAUAGAUGAAGAGGAACAAGAAGAGCAGGAGGGGGAAGAAGAUGAGAAGGACCCAGAAAAGCACAAAGCCCCAGUGGACUUCCAGCCCCCAUCUCGCCGGAGUUCCAUGAUUUCUGUGUCACUGCCUUCUGGGGACAGACUUCCAGAUUUGCUCUCCCUUGGACCCAGUGACGACAGUUGGGGGUGGGCCAACUCCAGACAGCCCAGUGUGCCCCAAGCUGGAUCCCAUGCCCACAGGAGAAGCUCUGGGGCUCUCAUAUGCACCAUUCCAGAAGAAAGAAGUUCCCAGCCCAAGGGAACCCAAGAGGACAAGUCGAAUAAGGAAGAGGAUGUCCCUGACAGGCUCUCCUACCUAGAGGAGCAGGUAGAAAUGUUCCCAUGCCCCCUCCUUUUGCCACCUCAAGGACCACAGAGAUAUGUGGACAGGCAUCAUGCACCACGCCGCCGACUGCUACCCCCCACACCCACAGGUCGGAAGCAUUCCUUCACUAUCCAGUGUCUACAGCGCCAGGACAGCUGUGAAGAUUUACCCAUCCCGGGCACCUAUCACUGUGGGCGAAACUCAGGGUCCAGCAUGGGGCAGGGUUCCUGGGCAACCCCUCCUCAGCGGGGUCGGCUUCUGUAUGCCCCACUGCUGUUGGUGGAGGAGGGUGCUGCUAGGGAAGGCUACGUGGGCAAAUCCAGCAGGCCACUGUGCACCUUCACCUGUCUACACAUGCCUGGACCGCACUCUGACCCCAGCCACGGCCAGAGGGGCGGGGCCGACAGCCUGGUGGAGGCUGUGCUUAUCUCUGAAGGACUGGGCAUCUUUGCCCAAGAUCCGAGCUUCGUGACCCUGACCAAGCAGGAGAUUGCAGAUGCAUGUCACCUGACGCUGGACGAAAUGGACAGUGCUGCCAGUGACCUGCUGGUACAGGGGGCCAGUGCUGUCUAUAGUGACGAGGAGUCCAUCCUCUCUCACCUUGAUGAGGAGGACCUGGGAGAUGAGAUGACCUGCGUCCAUGCCCUCUAA
This is a messenger RNA of Condylura cristata (star-nosed mole), 5907 nucleotides long. RefSeq names its product calcium channel, voltage-dependent, L type, alpha 1F subunit (gene CACNA1F). Gene Ontology annotation, biological process: calcium ion import across plasma membrane. The record is from RefSeq and is a predicted model, not a curated record. Gene Ontology annotation, molecular function: high voltage-gated calcium channel activity. Gene Ontology annotation, cellular component: membrane; voltage-gated calcium channel complex. The transcript has 48 exons. Bases 1 to 5907 code for a protein of 1968 amino acids. Lineage: Eukaryota; Metazoa; Chordata; Mammalia; Eulipotyphla; Talpidae.